Molecule: messenger RNA, 1022 nt
Organism: Rana temporaria (common frog)
Lineage: Eukaryota; Metazoa; Chordata; Amphibia; Anura; Ranidae
Product: chymotrypsin-like elastase family member 1
Exons: 8
Coding region: 67-873 (268 amino acids)
Biological process (GO): proteolysis
Molecular function (GO): serine-type endopeptidase activity
Source: RefSeq, a predicted model, not a curated record
UUGCUAUAAAAGAGGAGACAUCUAAGGCUUGGUUGUACAAGAGAUUGUCCCUGCAAUUGCCUUACAAUGUUCAGGCUUCUGAUACUUGCUGCCCUUGUCCUCUGCGGAUACUGUCAUGAUGAAAACGUCCGCUAUGUUGAGGACAGUGAUAAUAGCCGUGUGGUAGGAGGCACCAAUGCAGCCAAGAAUGCCUGGCCAUGGCAGGUAUCUCUGCAGUAUCUCUCUGGCAGCAGCUGGUACCACACCUGCGGAGCUUCCCUGAUCCGUGCUAACCGUGUCUUGACUGCUGCUCAUUGCGUGGACAGAGUUGUCUCCUUCCGUGUUGCCCUGGGAGACCACAACCUUAACACUAAUGAAGGAACUGAACAGUACAUCUCUGUAUCCUCAAUUAGAAAGCAUGCCAGCUGGAACACCAACAACGUCGCUGCUGGUUAUGAUAUCGCUGUCCUGUGGCUGGCCUCCAGCGCUACCCUGAACACCUCUGUGAAAGUAGCUACUCUGCCAAGUGAUGGCUACAUCCUGGCAAACAACUACAACUGCAUUGUCACCGGCUGGGGAAGAACCAGCACUGGUGGUUCCUUGGCUGCCAUCCUCCAGCAGGCCACUCUUCCCACCGUUGCUUAUGCCACCUGCUCCUUGAGCAACUGGUGGGGCAGCACUGUUAAGACCUCUAUGAUCUGUUCUGGUGGUGACGGAGUCAAGUCAUCUUGUAACGGUGAUUCUGGUGGACCCCUGAACUGUUCCAUCAAUGGAGUGUACCAAGUCCAUGGUAUUGUCAGCUUUGGAUCCUCUCUUGGAUGCAACUAUUUCCAGAAACCAUCCGUGUUCACCAGAGUGUCUGCCUACAUCUCCUGGAUCAACAGCAACAUCUAAUCAAAGAACCCUUUCUAAAGCAUUUUUGAAGAGAAACAAGCUUCCAUUUCAUCUAUGAUAUUUAAAUGAGAUCAGCUUGAUAAUAAUCAGUAAAUUUUGAGUAUAUUGUUUUUCUUUUGAUAUAUACAUAAAACACAUCCUAUUAAUAA